This is a messenger RNA of Trichophyton verrucosum HKI 0517, 2388 nucleotides long. Its product is annotated as C6 and C2H2 transcription factor RegA-like, putative. The transcript is spliced from 2 exons. NCBI's taxonomy places the organism in Eukaryota, Fungi, Ascomycota, Eurotiomycetes, Onygenales, Arthrodermataceae. Bases 1 to 2388 code for a protein of 795 amino acids. Gene Ontology annotation, cellular component: chromatin. Gene Ontology annotation, biological process: DNA-templated transcription; regulation of transcription by RNA polymerase II. Gene Ontology annotation, molecular function: DNA-binding transcription factor activity, RNA polymerase II-specific; RNA polymerase II cis-regulatory region sequence-specific DNA binding; zinc ion binding. The record is from RefSeq and is a predicted model, not a curated record.
AUGGCCCCUGCUGCUGCGUCAAGUUCCGGUGCGAAGAAGGCCUCCAUGCCACCCGAGAGGAAGUACAAGUGCCAGUUCUGUCACCGGGCCUUCAGUCGCAGUGAACACCGCAGCCGACAUGAAAGAUCUCAUACAAAGGAACGGCCGUUCAAGUGUCUCAAGUGCAGAAGUACCUUUGUGCGCAGAGACCUGCUCCUCCGUCAUGACCGCACAGUCCACGCAAAGGAUGGUGGGAUUCCCUUGGUUGCCGAGGGACGUCGACGUGGUGGAAAGGCUGCUGCUGCUGCCGCUGCCGCCGCCGCCGCUGCUGCUGCCACGACUGCCAACGCUCCACAGACGACCACAUCAGCGACAACAGCGCCAACUCCCACGACAGCCACAGCCAAAGCUAGCAGCCCGUCCAAGUCGUCCACCAUCGACCCCGCUGCGUUGGAGCAGAUAGAAGCCAGCAGCGAUGGCAUGGUCGACCUCGAGACCGCAGCCAUGCUCAUGACAGACUUCCAGCACAAGGCUGCCGCUUCUGUCACCUCCGCUCAGCAUCGCAGUCACCAGUCCUACUCGGAUCGUGGGAACAGUCUUAUGGAACCAUCUGUCUCCUACAUGUCUGGCAACGCUACCCUCCCCCAGAUGCCUUGGGAUACCUUCAUGGCCGAUGUCAAGCCCUCCAAGGAGCCCUCCAGGUCCUCUCAGGCUGCUGCUUCUUCCUACCAGCACCAGCACCAGCACCAGCAUCAGAACAUGGUUGCUCCCACCAUCGAACGCAGUUCCUCCAGUGACAACUUGGCUCCAAACAUGCACUCGCUCGUCCAUUCUUUGCCUGUCUCUGGUAACUCGACCCCCAACGCUCUGUCUCCUUACCCAUCCAUGACCGGACCCGUUUCCCCAGUCAAUUACAGGCGUUCACCCGGACCCAGCCAAGUCCUCACCCAGCCCAAGACCCCACAGAUUGCCAGUGAUGCCGAGCGUCAGAUCAUCGUUGACCGGCUAGAGGCCAAUGACAGCCUCAACAGCCUGCCAGAGACCUUCAAGGUGCCCACCACAGCCGUCUUGAACAGAUACCUGUCCACUUACUUCAACAUGUAUCACCACCAUCUGCCCUUCCUGCACCCGGCCACAUUCAAUCCCAAGGAUGUCUCGUCUCCUCUGCUCCUCGCCGUGUUGUCCAUUGGUGCCCUCUACACCUUUGAACGGGAAGAUGCCUUCAUGUUGCACAUCGGCUCCAAGAUGCUGGUCAACCAGUUCCUCCAGCAAAAGGACAACUUCGACUCGAGAAAGUGCCCCCUCUGGGCCAUGCAGAGCACCUUGCUCAACAUGAUCUUCGAGAGCUGGAGUGGUGACUCCAAGGGCCUCGAGUGGACCUGCUCCAUCAAGAGCUUGCUCGCCAACAUGGUCGCCGGCAACAGAUACCAGCUCAAGCUCAGAAUAGACGCUCGCGAAGGUUCUACCCCGCGACACGCCGAAUGGAUCGAGGACGAGAGCUGUCGUCGAACGUACUACGCCGUCUUUGUCUUCUUCGGCAUGCUCAGCCUGACAUUCAAUCACAAUCCAGCCCUGACCUUCAAUGAGUUUGAUACCCUUGAACUCCCCUCGUCAGAGUCCCUCUGGAACCUCGAGAUCUCGGACGAGUACACCUGGCGCCGAGCUCUGGGCGGCAGCUCCAAGAUCCUUACUGUCAGACAGGCCCACGACAGCCUCCUGCGGGGCGAACCAGUGCGUUACUCCGCCUAUGCUACCCGUGUCAUGAUCAACGCCCUCUUCCUCGAAGUAUGGUAUCAGUCUCGCACCAUCGACGCCCUCCAGGAUGUGGUCACCCAGUACAAACUGCGCCUCGCAAUUGAAACAUGGGAGAAGUCCCUUGACAUCUGCGAACCUGAAACCAUAGUCGUUCCCAUCAGCACCCCUCAAAAGGGCCACCCUCUCAUCUUCAACUCCAUGGCCGUCUACCGCAACACCCGCGCCAGACUAGAAGUUGACCUCAAGUCCAUCCAGGAAGCUCUUCGCUACCACUCGCCCUACGAGGUUGCAGCAGCCAUGACCGUGGCCCGCGAAAAGAUCAAGCGAUCCCAGGAAAUGAACAAGGUCGUCACGCAGUGCUUCGAGUGCAUUGAAAUCGCUGCUGUUCAGGGACUGAACUGGGUUGCCACAGCCUCUGCUACGAACUGGAGCAUCGAACACCCACUCUGCGGCAUGGAUAUGAUGGUCAUUCUCAGUUUGUGGCUAUACCGUCUUGAACACGACGAGGAACAGGCUACUGAAGACGAGCUGGAGCUGUAUUACAAGAUCCGUGGCCUGUUCACCAACGAGCUCUCCGACCAGCAUGACAAGCUUUGUUCCACCGUUGCGCGCGUAUGGGGGAACAUCCUCGACGGCGUAGUCGUAUGGGGGUAA